AAACUGAAAAGAAAGCGGGACGCCCUUGAACACCUUGAGGAUAAACACUAUCGAGUGUUUUGGUCCAAACACCUUGAGGAAGCUAAAAGAAAGCGGGACGCCCUUCGCAACACUGCUGAUCAGUGUAAGAGGGACGCCCUUCGCAACACUGCUGAUCAGACUGGGAGGGACGCUCUUUGCAACACUGCUGAUCAGACUGGAAGACGGGACGCCCUUCGCAACACUGCUGAUCAACCUGGAAGAACGGAAGACGUAAAAGCCUGGAGACGACAAGACGCCCUUCGCAAAACUGCUGAUCAGACUGGAAGAACGCGUACAAACCUGGAGACGACAAUCAGCUGUCCUAAGGCAAGCCAUCUUACAAGCAAAACGGACGUCCUUCGACAAGUUCAUCUCAAAUAUCAACUAAACCGGACUUCCUUCAACAAGUUCAUUUCAAAUAUCAGCUAUUACGGACUUCCUUCGACAACUUCAUCUCAAAUAUCAACUAUGAAACUUACUUCGACAAGUUCAUCUCGAAUAUCAACUAUCAAACUUCCUUCGACGUCAUCUCAAAUAGCUAUCAAAGUGAUAGCCAACGCACUAAGACCCAAGAAAGAAUCAAUAUGCUUAAAAUCAAAUUGCCAGACCCAAGAAAGAACCAAUACGCUUAAACAGCAAAUUGCGCCACAGACACCGAAAUAG
Messenger RNA from Rodentolepis nana, 684 nucleotides. The record is from the annotation of a GenBank genome assembly. Lineage: Eukaryota; Metazoa; Platyhelminthes; Cestoda; Cyclophyllidea; Hymenolepididae.